GCUAACACACAAGGUGCUGUACAAAGAUUAAAAGUGCACACAUUGAAAAAAGAUGGGUAUGUAUGUAUUGGUCUAAGUUGAGGUAAGAACAUAGUAAAAUAUUGAAAAACUGUGGUGUUUCUUUUAAGCUAUUUUUUAAGACAAUAUGUGUAUAAUCCAGAAUACACGUGUUAAGAUAAACUGUAACAGUGUAUACCCCAAAACAAAUAUGCAAUCUUAAUUUGAUCAUUACAUGCUUCUUCAAUACUGUCAUACUAAUUUAGCAUGUGGCAAUAGGGAACUGUUACAUGACAAAAGUGACCUCAUUGGACCGCCAGAUUACUUGUCUAUCCCCUAAUGAGAUUAUAUAGCACUAUUAGCAGUGGAAAGCGGUGAACUAGAAAUCCCUGUAAAUAUCAUGGUAAGCAAACAUUUGUAUUUGUUUUCCAAAUUUUGAUUUAUGUGUUUGAGUCUUUAAUGCAGACUCAGUUUGUUGCCUUGAUUUUGUUUUUAAAGGUGAGUUUAAACUGGGGCAAUGUCUACUCAGUGAAUAAGCGUUGUGGUUGGAUUCUGUCAGUUAAUAUUUAGAAUAUAAAAUGUUGUCUUAUAUUUUUAUUUGAUAACUGUUUUACAGAUUUAUGUGACUAUUUCAGCCCAUUUUAAAAACAAUUUUGAUUAUUUUGUGAAGAAAAAAUAUUUUUACAGAGAUUUGCAGGGUUUAUUUUAUCUUUUGAACUGUAUUUUGUUUAAAUGUAUGGUCAGGCUUGUGUGAAUCAACACACACACAACAACAGAACAGAAAACUGUGAUAGUGACUCAGAUGAAGGGUGUAGACAAUAUAACCAAAUGGCUUUGGAGAAAUUGUCUAUUAUGGAGAGACUGGGCCCAAACAGGGUUGACAUGACGGAGGAAGAAUUAGAGGCAGCUUUCUCUGAGCUGUCUAUGGCCUUUCGCUGUGAUCAGUACACCCUGUGCCAACGACUGGAAGCAGAGGAACAUGCACGAAACAAGGCAGAAAGCAACAUUAAACUUGAAGUGGAAAGAGGCAUGGAAAUGCUUCAGACUCUCAGGGGAAUGUGUGUAGACACCAAGCGGGUGAGUCUUCUUCAACAGAUUGAGCUUUGUUUCAGCAUUAUUGGAAACACAAUUGGACGAAUUUCUAACACAGCGGAGGUUUUGGGCGCUGUGCAUCAGGAGGUUAAAUCGAGCCGUGCGGUUGAACUGAUGGUGGCUCAUGUGCAGAACAUGAAACGUCGUCACGAGAGGAACAGCGCUGAGCUGGAGGAGAUGAAAAAACAGAUGGAAAGCAGCAGAGAGCGACAGGCCUGUGAACAGAGGGAGGAAACUGAAGCAAUGGAAAAGGACUCACAUAAGGUACUCAUCAAAUACAUUGCCUGUCUUCGGUCUCACUCGCAGUAUCAAUUACGACGCAGAAUCAGUGUAUCUAUCAUCUCAAAGCAAAGCCAGAGACACAAAUCUUUGGAAUCGCAAGCCUCAAUUUUAAUGACCAAUGAGGAAGGUGAAGAAAAAGAAUCAAUCACAAACAAACAAGACCAAGCAAAUGCAAGUCUUCUAGAGGACAGAAGGCAAGGGCUAUAUCCAAAGGAAAGUCCCUCGCAAACUGCCGACGCUGAUACUCCAGAGAUGUCAUCAUCUGCUUCAGCUCAAACUCCUCCAACACAAAGGAAUGAGAUGGACACGGCUCACUUCAAAAAUAGGCAGAGGAGGAAGUCGGUCUUGGAGUGUAGCUCUGAUUGGCUGAAGAGAUCUGUGCACUACCUUAGAAACUGUGAUAGAUGUGUUAUGAGCUUACAGCGCCCCCUGCUGCAGUGGCUGUAUCGUUGUCGCUGGAUAAUCGUUGUCGUCUAUUUAACUGUCCUUUGCUCAUUAAUCUUAAUACUAGCAAUUUUUGUUGGGUUUCUGCAAACGCCUGUCUUAUGGAUGUAAAUGAAAAAAGAGAAAAUGUAUUUUAUAAAAU
Messenger RNA from Paramisgurnus dabryanus, 1957 nucleotides. RefSeq lists its product as uncharacterized. The record is from RefSeq and is a predicted model, not a curated record. NCBI's taxonomy places the organism in Eukaryota, Metazoa, Chordata, Actinopteri, Cypriniformes, Cobitidae.